Thelazia callipaeda (thelaziosis nematode) is the source of this 891-nucleotide messenger RNA. The record is from the annotation of a GenBank genome assembly. Lineage: Eukaryota; Metazoa; Nematoda; Chromadorea; Rhabditida; Thelaziidae.
AUGAAUAUUUUUUGUGGUAUGUUGUUUAUAAAUGUUAUGAAAGAGAGUAUUUUAAAAACUGUUAAUCAUAAAACUAUUGGUAUUUAUUAUAUUGUUCCAGGUUAUUGGGCUGGUUUAGGGGGUUCUGUUUUGUCUAUAAUUAUGCGUUUAGAGUUGAGUGGUCCUGGUGUUUAUUUAUUUUUUGGUACAUUAAGACGCGGAAAAUCUAUACAUGGUGUUUUAAUAAUUUCUUUUAAUGAUUAUGCCUAUUUUAAUUGGGGAGCCCCUGAAAUAGCUUUUCCACGUCUUAAUGCUUUGUCUUUUUGGCUUACUUUUGUUGCUUUGUUAAUGGAUGGUUUAUCAGUCUUUCUUAUUGGUAGUGGAACAAGGAGGGUUGAAGGUCAAUCGGGUAUGAGAAUGGAUUGUAUAAUUUUGGGGCUACACACUGUUGGUAUUGGUUCUUUGUUGGGAGCUAUUAAUUUUAUGUUUACUACACAAAAUAUACGUUUGACUGCUGUUACUUUAGAUCAAAUGAGUAUAUUUCUGGUUCUUUAUUGUUUUUAUUAUUUGGUCGUAAUUUCAAUUCUUCUUUUUAUGAUACUAAAAGGGAUUAGACCUUUAUUAUUUCAGCAUUUAGAGGCAGUUUUAUUUUUAACUGAUAAGGAACGUUUAUUUGAUCAAGUUAGUACUUCUGUGUGGGGUCAUCAUAUGUAUCCUGUGGGUUUUAUCAUUUUGUUUACUUUAGGUGACUUGAGGAGCAUUGUUCUAAGAGCGGCUAGUUUAGAUAUUGUAUUACAUGAUACUUAUUAUGUUCUAGCUCAUUUUCAUUAUACUUUAAGUUUAGGGGCAGUAUUCGGAAUUUUUAGUGGUAGCUUUAUGAUGGCUGUUUUUGGUAAACCUCGUAAGAUUUAA